Messenger RNA from Neurospora hispaniola, 1446 nucleotides. RefSeq names its product IMP-specific 5'-nucleotidase 1. The coding region runs from base 1 to 1446 and encodes 481 amino acids. NCBI's taxonomy places the organism in Eukaryota, Fungi, Ascomycota, Sordariomycetes, Sordariales, Sordariaceae. The transcript has 6 exons. Gene Ontology annotation, biological process: inosine salvage; nicotinamide riboside biosynthetic process; nucleotide metabolic process. The record is from RefSeq and is a predicted model, not a curated record. Gene Ontology annotation, molecular function: magnesium ion binding.
AUGUCCCACGGUCACCAAGACGACCAGCCCAGCCGAUUGCUCGCUGAUUCGCUGUCCUACGCCGACGUGCGAGGUCCGGUCGACGCUGAACGUGCCGUGCGGAUGUACCGCGAAGACGCUGCUCUUACCGAUAGCUGCCCUGACUCUCCCCAAUGCCCUCAAAACCCACAGACGGGAUCAAUUUAUAGGUACAGCUUGAGCCCUUUCGCCGAGUGGAUCAAGGCGCUCUUGGCCGUCCCAUUCGUCCUCUACUCUCAGCCCCAUGGUGUUCUUGAAGAUCCCGACAGAAGUGUCGAUACGCUUUCUCAGACAAGAGAGGAAGCCCACAGGCGAUACAGUGAGAUCUUCCGGGAUAUCGAAGCCAUGAUCGAUGACCACAUUGCCCACCAAAACGAUGCCGAGAACCCUUUCCCAUCCAAGCUCAAGCUGCUGGUCCCCAGUAUCGGGCCCUUCUUCACGCGGUUACCGCUCGAAGCGGCAUUCAAGUUUCAGGACAACAAGCGCUACAUUUCAUCGCGCCGCUUUGUGUCGCCGUCCUUCAACGAUAUCCGCUUGAUCCUUAACUCGGCCCAGAUAAUGGCUGUGACGACUUACGGAACUCUCCAGCUCGCUACCUUUGAUGGUGACGUGACGCUCUACGACGAUGGCCAGAGUCUGGAACCUACCAGUCCUGUGAUUCCCCGACUACUAGACCUUCUCCGCAAAAACGUCAAGAUCGGCAUUGUCACCGCAGCAGGCUACACUACCGCCGACCGCUACUACGCGCGCUUGCACGGUCUUCUUGAUGCCAUGGCCAACAGCGCCGACCUCACCCCUUCCCAAAAACAGUCUUUGGUCGUCAUGGGCGGUGAAGCCAACUACCUCUUUGAGUUCGACUCGUCCUCGCCGCACCUUCUCGCCCCGGUGCCACGACAGCACUGGCUCACACCCGAGAUGGCCGCCUGGAACGAGCAGGACAUUGCCCAGCUGCUAGACGUGGCCGAGGCCGCGCUGCGCGAUUGCAUCAAGACGCUCAACCUGCCCGCCACGUUGAUGCGGAAGGACCGCGCCGUCGGCAUCAUUCCCGUUUCUCCAGAAAUCCGCAUCCCGCGCGAGAGCUUGGAGGAGACGGUUUUGCUGGUGCAAAAGAUCCUUGAGCUCAGUACCGUGGGCCGGAGCAGAAGAGUGCCGUUCUGCGCCUUCAAUGGUGGGAGGGAUGUGUUUGUUGAUAUUGGCGAUAAGAGCUGGGGUGUUACUGUUUGUCAAAGGUGGUUCUCGCAGAAGGAGGGUCCUCAUGGAGUUAUUAAGGGGGAGAAUACCCUGCAUGUGGGCGAUCAGUUCUUGAGUGCCGGGGCGAACGAUUUCAGGGCCAGGAGCGUGGGGACUACGGCGUGGAUUGCGAGUCCCGUGGAAACGGUCGAACUGUUGGAUGAGUUGGCGGAGUUAAUGGGGAAGAAGAUGUCUUGA